AUGUCAGAGAUCGAAUGCUAUGCUAUGCUGGCUAAAGUUGGGGUUCACCAUUAUAAUGGAAUUAACUCCUCAUCAGUUUGGCUUUUGUCUGUGCUUUUAGACAAUGUCGAUCCGGGAACAGCAUUUUGCAAGUAUUUUCUGGUAUCAUGCCUUAGCAUUAUUGAUCCAGGUGAUUCAGAUAUUAUCAAGUCACUGCCUGGCAAGCAGUGA
This is a messenger RNA of Dovyalis caffra, 210 nucleotides long. The record is from the annotation of a GenBank genome assembly. Lineage: Eukaryota; Viridiplantae; Streptophyta; Magnoliopsida; Malpighiales; Salicaceae.